AUGGAUCCCUCGGAAUUUGACGAUAAGUUCUGGACUGGGAAAUGCCUUUCGGCGCAGUUGAUGGAGGACGAGCCUUUCCAGUCACCGGAGGUAGAUCCGUUGCUGAGGCAUUUCAGAGACUUUGAGCAGAAGUUUGAAUGCUUGAAAUAUUUAGGGGAAGGUAAACAAGGAAUUGUUCUAUCGGCCCAUAUCAACAGCGUUCAAUACGCCAUCAAAGUGUUCUACCCUUUUACCAUUCUCCCGGAUUCACGGCUCAAUCCCGAAGAGCAGCAUCUUUAUUUCAAUCCAUUUAGCUGUGAAUGUCGAGCGUUCGCCCGUUUACAAGACAUGAACGAAGACGGCACGUUUGCGGUCAAGUGCUACGGGUGGGUAAAGCUGUCAAGCUCCCAGGUCAAUGACAUCCGUGCCCUCUGCAAAGAGAAGGAUUUUAUCCCAUGGGCAUUAGUCAAGGAACUGGUCAGCACAGCUGCUCAUCCAAAUCAACUCACUAAAAUGAUCGAGAAUAUAGACAUUGCAGAACAGUGUAAUCUGUUCAUCCCAGACGUCCAACCUUCCAACUAUGGCGCAGGAAAGUUCUUGGACCUUGGAGCAGCGAAAGUACUGCCAUAUCAUCCGGUCUACUGGCCUGGCUACUGUUUCACUCAAUCCUUUACCGAUCAUCGCAACCGGCUGCGGAAGUGGACGGUCAACGAAAGUAAGUUUAUUGACAAAUACGAAGAUUAA
Messenger RNA from Capronia epimyces CBS 606.96, 723 nucleotides. RefSeq lists its product as uncharacterized. Lineage: Eukaryota; Fungi; Ascomycota; Eurotiomycetes; Chaetothyriales; Herpotrichiellaceae. The transcript is spliced from 2 exons. The coding region runs from base 1 to 723 and encodes 240 amino acids. The record is from RefSeq and is a predicted model, not a curated record.